CCAGUUGGCAGGAAGAAAGUCAGCAAAGCUGCUAAUAAAAGGAGUAUAAAGAGGGCUUGGUUCAUGGCAGGGGGGCAUUGGUCUACUCUGCUGGCAACAUGCUGCGCUUGCUGGUGCUCGCAACCCUGGUCCUUUAUGGUAAGUGGGUCAUCUGCCCCGAGUUCUGUAGGGAGGGGGAGUGAGCAGGAGGGUCAGAAAGCUUUCCCUAAGCCCAGGCCGGCUCUCCAUCCCAGGGCAGGAGGGACACUCUGCCUGUGAGACCAGCAAAAACUUUACUCUCCUGGAGCCCCUGAGAGGAAAGUUCAGGGGCCUCUGGUGGACAGGUCCCAGAGCCAUGAAGAAGAAAGAAGCCACUUCCGGGGCCCUGGGCUUCCCCACCACCCCUACUGACAGGAAGACAUCCUCAGCAGGACACAGUACCCAGGACUUUCCAGAAACCAAUGCCCGGGUAGUCGGAGGGACUGAGGCCACAAAGAAUUCUUGGACCUCUCAGAUUUCCCUCCAGUACCAGUCUGGAAGUUCCUGGUCUCACACCUGUGGAGGGACCCUCAUCAAACAGAACUGGGUAAUGACAGCUGCUCACUGUGUGGACAGCCAACGGACCUUCCGUGUGGUGGUUGGAGAACACAACCUGAGCCAGAAUGAUGGCACCGAGCAGUACGUGAGCGUGCAGAAGAUCGUGGUGCAUCCCUCCUGGAACAGCAAUAACGUGGCUGCAGGCUACGACAUCGCCGUGCUGCGCCUGGCCCAGAGCGUUACCCUCAACAGCUACGUCCAGCUGGGCGUUCUGCCACAGUCUGGAACCAUCCUGGCUAACAACACUCCCUGCUACAUCACAGGCUGGGGCAGGACCAAGACCAAUGGGCAGCUGGCCCAGACCCUGCAGCAGGCCUACCUGCCCGUCGUGGACUAUGCCACCUGCUCCAGCUCCUCCUACUGGGGCUCCACUGUGAAGAACACCAUGGUGUGCGCUGGAGGAGAUGGAGUUCGUGCUGGAUGCCAGGGUGAUUCAGGAGGCCCCCUUAACUGCUUGGUGAAUGGCCAGUAUAGUGUCCACGGUGUGACCAGCUUUGUGUCCAGCCUGGGCUGUAAUGUCUCCAAGAAGCCUACUGUCUUCACCCGGGUCUCUGCUUACAUCUCUUGGAUAAAUAACGCCAUUGCCAACAACUGAACAUUUUCCUGAGUCCAUCGGCCUUCCCAAGAUGAUUCUUAGGUCCACAGCAGGACUUGAGGCCAUCAAGCAAAAAAACACUCUAAGAGACUAUUGAGCCAGAUACAGAAAAACAAAUAAAACUGAAUAUA
Camelus dromedarius (Arabian camel) is the source of this 1302-nucleotide messenger RNA. It is a transcript of the gene CELA1, whose product is annotated as chymotrypsin like elastase 1. Gene Ontology annotation, biological process: proteolysis. The transcript has 8 exons. Gene Ontology annotation, molecular function: serine-type endopeptidase activity. Lineage: Eukaryota; Metazoa; Chordata; Mammalia; Artiodactyla; Camelidae. The record is from RefSeq and is a predicted model, not a curated record. The coding region runs from base 335 to 1171 and encodes 278 amino acids.